Molecule: messenger RNA, 948 nt
Organism: Lodderomyces parapsilosis
Lineage: Eukaryota; Fungi; Ascomycota; Pichiomycetes; Serinales; Debaryomycetaceae
Product: carboxymuconolactone decarboxylase family protein
Exons: 1
Coding region: 1-948 (315 amino acids)
Molecular function (GO): peroxiredoxin activity
Source: RefSeq, a predicted model, not a curated record
AUGACAUUUCUUACGGCAGAAAGACUACUCAGGCUAGCUUACCACUACCCCAGACUACAAAACACAUGGUUUCUAGUUGCAACAGCAGCUUUGCUUGAACUAAACCUAAUUGAAGAAUUGCCAGUGGUUUUACAUUUUGCACUUCGGCAACAAUUGUUUGAGUUUUUCAGCGACGAAGACAAAGUCGUCAACAAUGAUUACAUGAUCAAGCUAGCUAAAGAUUCAAUUAGUUCAAGCCAACAAUGUAUCAAACUCAAUUCCAUGGGUGUCAGAGUACCAGACAUUUUGAUCCCUGGAACAUAUUACAAACUUAUUCCUUUGAAUUACAAAUAUACAUGUGGUGAAGAUAUCAAGCGGAAACAACAUCUCAUUGUUAAACAAAUGCGUGAGGUUAUGUUGAAACUAAGUGCGUUUAGUGGACUUCCAAAAGCAAUUAAUGGAUUGUCGACUCUAAAAGCUGCAACUCCAGCACUGUUUGCGCAAGAGUUUAGUUUUAGACCCUAUGAAGUGAAGAUCAAACAAAAUGAUUCCGAUGGAGUGAACACUAUUGACGGGCCAAUAUCUACCAAAUCAGUUGAUACAACAAUAUUAAAGUCCAAUCUACUUCGAGGUUCGACAAUUUGGAACACAGUCUUUUCUAAUGACAUAAACAAGAGAAUCAAAAAUCAAAUGAUUGACGCAUACCCAGAUUUGUGGUAUUUUACAUACCAACAUAUUUAUUCACCAUUGUUGAGUUACACAGAUAUAUUGACAGCAAAGAAAACGUCAUUGGUUAUAGUUGCGUGUUUGAUUGUGCAAGAUGUUGAACCUCAAUUAAAGGGCCAUUUGAAGGGUGCAUUGAACAAUGGUGCAACAAAGGAGGAGAUUUCAAGCACGCAAGAACUCGUGCUGGAGCUCCGUCUGUGGAGGGAGGUGAGCAAUGUACAAGAAAAUGUUGCUAAACUUUGA